GAUAUUCGAUGGGCUCCUCUCUCUUAUCAUCUUCUUCAUCCAGUCUCACUCUUCACACCGACAGGCGACAACCAUGUCUCUCACCUCCUCUCUCCUCCACCCUCUCCACUCCCUCAAACUCUCUACCACCGCCGCCGCCUCCGCCACCACCUUCCUCCAUGGGACCACCCCGCUCUCUCUCCUCGCAAAGCCCACCUCCGUCUCUCCCCCUGCCUCUCGCUCCCCCGUCACUUCCCUUCCCCCCAUCCGGGCCAUGCGCUCCCUGCAGGGCCGCGUUGUCUGCUCCACCAACGACAAGACCGUCGCCGUCGAGGUCACGCGCCUCGCCCCGCAUCCCAAGUACAAGCGCCGCGUGAGGAAGAAGAAGAAGUACCAGGCCCACGACCCCGACAACCGGUUCAAGGUCGGCGACUUCGUCCAGCUCGAGAAGAGCCGCCCCAUCAGCAAGACCAAGACUUUCCUCGCCGUCCCGAUCGCCGCCAGGAACGCGAGGGCGAGCAAGAGCAAGAGCGGUGGUGAUGGGGAGGGCGAGCUUGGCCUACCGUUGGAGUCGCAGGGUCAGCAACAGGCUUGAAAUUUGAGGUUCAUUGUUGGAAGUUCUUGCUUCUUAAGUAUGAAUUCUUUCUUGCCUUUUCCUUUUUUUUUUUUCGAAUUCCUGUUAUCUGCAAGUGUGUUAAAUUGUAUUUCGACGAACUUUAUGACUGGGUACAGUGGAUUUUGGAAGUCUGUCGUCGCUGAACUGUGAAUGAGUUGCGUAACAACUGAGCUAGACGCUAUUUGGAUAAGGAUUAAAAUAAGAUUCGGCAUCGACCA
Messenger RNA from Rhodamnia argentea, 813 nucleotides. RefSeq names its product 30S ribosomal protein S17, chloroplastic. The record is from RefSeq and is a predicted model, not a curated record. Gene Ontology annotation, molecular function: structural constituent of ribosome. The transcript has a single exon. The coding region runs from base 74 to 574 and encodes 166 amino acids. NCBI's taxonomy places the organism in Eukaryota, Viridiplantae, Streptophyta, Magnoliopsida, Myrtales, Myrtaceae. Gene Ontology annotation, biological process: translation. Gene Ontology annotation, cellular component: ribosome.